GUGUGGCCGUGCGUUGUGCAGCGGGCGACUCGCCUGUCGUCCGAGGCUGGAGGAGGCACAUCGGGCAGGGCUUGUAUGGGGCAGCUAGUAUGACAGCUACUCGGGAAAUGGCUCCAGCAUCAUGGUUUCUGCAGAGUGUGAUCCUGAUCGUCGCAAUUGUGCCGUGGCAAAGCGCAAGCGCGGAUAUGGACACAGCUGCCAUGAGCCAGAGUCUGGAGCCCCGGCAGGUCUACCCGUUUCGGCGGUAUGGGGAUGUGACGCUGCUGCCGUUUGUCGUCGCGCAGGGCACGCACUCGGCCACUUGGACAUUCAAAGCCAACAUCAGCAGCCACUGCAGGCCAGACAUUGUCCACCUGUACCUUCAGUAUGCAGGGCUGCCCGUGUUGAGUCCCCUGAAUGCUUCUUUUCCCGAUGGCUUCGUUACCAAGCGACAGCGACUGCGCAGCCUCUACUUCCCUACUGACUCGGAACUACGCUUCAUCAACAUCACAUCGCCUGACCCCGGACAGUGGUUUGCAGCAGCGUUCACGCUAGAUCAUCAUCAACGGAUUUUGCAAAAGGGCCUGUUUGCACCCUGUGAAGUGUACCUUUCAAGCUCGCUCACCCCAUACUUGCUGGAUGAGGUCGUUGACCUACUGCCCGGCCAGGCCACCACACACCAUGUUGUCAAGCCUACCUACUUUAGGUUUGCAACAUCGCGGGAGUUGUGGAGCCUGGACUUCAACAUAUCCGAGUGUAAAUUUCAAGGCAACAGCACUGCUGACUCAUGCCCAUUGAUUAUUAGUGCCUCUGCCGAAGUUCUGCCUGCGGCGCAAGAGGACACGGCUGUUGACGCGGAGGUUGUGCAACGGACUAUCACAGUUAACUGUUCGGAGGGUGCGAUCUGCGGAGGCACCAUGACUCCAGCUGUGGAUUCAUGGAACUACAUUCUAGUCCAACCAACUAUAGAUGAUCCAGUGGAGUUCAAAUUGUGUUGGUGUGCAUCAGACUGCAGGUCAGCGCAAACAAGCCCUGUAGCAAAGAGCCGAAGGAAGGAGAACCUGGAAAUGCUAGAGAAGAUGUUUAGUGCCAAUGCAACCACACUUGGGACGGUUCUCCAGGAGUAUCUACGAGUGCCUAAAUUUCCCAGUUCUUGCUGGCCCCGCAUCUUUUGCCAGCAUGUGAACAUGCCUGAUACAUUCGAAUAUGGCUACCGAUUGGAUCCUGGACCUGACGAAUCCAACUUCACUUCUGGCUUUAAUGUGAGCCUGCACGAGCCGACACUCAUCACAUUCCGAGUGUUUCCCGUCUUGGACUCUGGUGGUACACUGUCCAUAAAUUUGCAUCUCAUCAGUCCCGAGAAGGACGAGCACGGGACAACGAAUGUGAGCCUGCGGAUGGUGUUGGCGUACGGGGCGCGACCUCCACUCAAAGAGGACCAGAAGUCGUGGGAGUGGGGUAACAAGUUUCAAGUGAACACCAGCAGCGAUGGCAACUACAGAACGGAGCUGCAUGUUCCUUUUCCCGAGGUUGGGCUCUGGUACCUGGGGCUUUUGCCACUGUGCUAUCUUGAUGAUAGUGGGAAUUCCAGUGAGCCAAACUGGGUUCCCUGCGAGAUGGAAUCGGUGCAUGUGGAACUCACCAUCAAUUCCACAGCCUGCUUGAACAACAAAUGCGGCCUCUUUGGCCGCUGCUUCCAGUACAUCAGUGGAGGGAUGAUCUUCAGCAGCUGCUACUGCACGUCUGGCUACCGUGGGUGGGGGUGUACAGAUAACCGUGAAGCCCGUCACUAUUCGCACAUGUUGACUGAACUGCUGCUGCUGACAAUCAGCAAUGUGUUCUUCAUGCCUGCUGUGUUGCUGGCCUUCUAUCGGCGCCACUUCCUUGAGGGGCUGGUCUACCUCACCACUAUGUGCGCUUCUGUGCUGUACCACGCAUGUGAUGCGGACCUGUCCCCCAUCUGCAUACUGAGGCCAAAUGUGCUGCAGUAUUGCGACUUCCUGACAGCUGUGGUGUCGCUUUGGGUGACUCUUCUCUGCCUGGCAGAGGUGUCCAUGCCCUUGCGAACACUGGUGUCGACUUUCGGCACUCUGUGCAUUGCCAUCGCUGUUGAGAAUGAUCGCACGGGAUUCCUGGUCAUUGCACUGCCGGCUGGACUGGGCUUGACACUCGUAUUUGGCUCCUGGGUUCGACAGUGUGUUACGCGAAGAAGCUGUUUUCCGCACCCUCGCUUCUGGCUGAUAAGCUUGGCACCUGGUGCAGCACUUGGUGUUGUAGGUGCGGCUCUGUACUUGGGAUUUGAAACACGCCGCAAUUACGCCUAUGUGCACAGUGCGUGGCAUGCGCUGGUUGGCCUUUCGCUCUUCCUGGUCUUGCCCCCAAAGCGGCGGUGUCAGUCAGCUGACAAGAAAGAAUCGGUGAACACUUGCAGUUACGUAAGGGUGGAGGAGCUGAGCGACAUGAUGCCAACGCCGGAGCUGCCAUCAGCUCAUGCACCCUUAGUGAUAGCACGGGACACAUGAUGAAGAGUUGGGAAGGCGCCAUUCGUCCAAGUCAGAGGUGGCUGCCAACUUGACGGCCUUAUGCUUUGAAGUGCAAUUCGUUGGCACUUCCAUAAUGUUAAUAAACAGCUUGGAGUGA
Molecule: messenger RNA, 2619 nt
Organism: Rhipicephalus microplus (southern cattle tick)
Lineage: Eukaryota; Metazoa; Arthropoda; Arachnida; Ixodida; Ixodidae
Product: post-GPI attachment to proteins factor 6-like
Cellular component (GO): membrane
Source: RefSeq, a predicted model, not a curated record